AGUACAGUACUGCAUAUAUUUGCUUUAUCUUGAAGGACCAUUUCGGAAGUUUGUCACUCUCUGCUGUUGCUCGACUACCACAUCCUUCUUUUGCUCAGCAUCCGAGAAAUAUUUUCACAUCCAUUCCUAAUAGUACCAAUUGCCAUUUUAACCUCGAUGUAUUGUGGAAAGUACGUGUUAUUCAACGAAAAACCGAGCCAACAAGACUAAAAUGAAAAAUUCCUGUACGUUUAAUUUUACCCUGAAGGAUCAUCCCGGAAAUCACACCGCUAUCGGUUACCUUGACACAUCAGUCGUAAAAAAUGGCGACCAUAAUCACCCAGGCAAGGAAUUCAAAAAUCUCUCAACUUUGAUUUCAACGAUCCAAGUGGCAGCGGACUUAUUUUGUCAAUCUCCGGGGAAGCAAUAUUUGCUUUCCAUUGUGGCCGAGGAGAAGGCGUCGUGCAACCCUGCACAGUGUGACGAUGGAGUGCAUGUUCAUCAUGAACCGGAUGGGCUCUCCGGGGAGCCCGGCUGCAGCCCAGCGGAGGCGGAUGGCCCUGGGGGUGGUCAUCCUCCUGCUGGUGGACGUCAUCUGGGUGGCCUCCUCCGAGCUGACAUCAUACAUUUUCCGGCAACAGGAGUACAACAAGCCCUUCUUCAGCACCUUCACCAAGACGUCCAUGUUUGUGCUCUACUUGCUGGGGUUCCUGCUGUGGCGGCCCUGGAGGCAGCAGUGUACCGGCUCGCUCAAACGCAGACACGCUUCGCUUUUCGCCGAUGCGGAAGUCUACUUUGCUCCUUGCGCCAAUGACGCCCCCGUCAACAACUGCUUGAGUGAACCACUGUACGUGCCCGUCAAGUUUCAGGACGUCCCCGCCGAUCCGGCCAACUGUUUGAUGGACACCGAUUGCGAACCCGCGGCUUGUAAAAAGCAGCGGGUGCGUUUUAGCAACAUCAUGGAGGUGCGCCAGCUGCCCUCCACGCAAGCCCUGGAGGCCAAACUGUCCCGCAUGUCCUACCCGGCCGCCAAGGACCACGAGGCCAUGAUGCGCACGGUGGGCAAGCUGACCAUCGCCGACGUGGCCAAGAUCAGCUUCUUUUUCUGCUUUGUGGUGACGCCGGAGUCUUUGCUGCUUGCGGGAUGA
Molecule: messenger RNA, 1127 nt
Organism: Hippocampus comes (tiger tail seahorse)
Lineage: Eukaryota; Metazoa; Chordata; Actinopteri; Syngnathiformes; Syngnathidae
Product: solute carrier family 35 member F5-like
Exons: 6
Coding region: 465-1127 (220 amino acids)
Cellular component (GO): membrane
Source: RefSeq, a predicted model, not a curated record